Molecule: messenger RNA, 1533 nt
Organism: Symbiodinium pilosum
Lineage: Eukaryota; Dinophyceae; Suessiales; Symbiodiniaceae
Source: the annotation of a GenBank genome assembly
AUGGAGGCACAAAAGCUUAUGAGUGAAGAGGAAUCCUCUGGAUCGGAGGAAGAAAUCUCGAAGGAGACGCGACCUCCGUUCUUGAUGUUGAUGCAGUUGUGUUGCAUCAGCGCAAUCGAGGGCAUGGAUAUGGGUUUGUUGCCGGCGGUGACGUUUGCUCUACAGCACGAUCUGCAUCUGCACCUGUCACAGAUUGCGGAGAUGAGUUUGGCUCAGGCAGUGGCACAGGCUCUUGCAGCGCCCGUUUGGGGAGUUUUAGCGGACCGGAAGGUAUGUCGCAGAAAAACGCUUCUUGCCAUUGGGGCGUUCUUUCAAGGCCUUUGUACCAUAGCACUCGGUUGGACAGAGAAUUUGGCCAUGAUGAUUGUGAUCAGAAGCAUCAACGGGGCCAUGCUGGCAAGCCUGAGACCUGUUUGCGUGGGAAUCGUCGCGGACACGACAUCAGAGCUGGGUCGUGGGAAGAUCUACGGCUACCUACAACUCUCUGUGACAGCCGGCAUGAUGGUUGCCACUCUGGUCGGCACUCCCAUGGCAACUGCCACUAUUUGCGGGUUUCAGGGCUGGCGAAUAGCCUUCGCGCUUGUGGGAUUCUUCGGUAUCUUUACGUCCAUGCUGAUAGCCGUCUUCAUGUUUGAGGCAAGGCACGAGAAGAGCUGGAACAAAGAAAGUCGCAAACGUUGCAGCGGAGUCUAUCAGGAGCUAGUGAAGUUCGGUGGCUACUUCCGGAAGCCAACAUUUGUGUGCCUGGUGGGGCAGGGACUAUUUGGAGCCAUUCCUUGGAAUGCUUUCAACUUCUCCACUCUGUACUUCCAGGUGGUAGGCCUGUCCGACAGCCACGCCGCAGCACUAACCACAGCCUUCCAGACCUGCUGUGGCAUCGGCAACGUGCUUGGAGGCUACAUUGGUGAUGCUUUGGCAAGACGAUGUCCUAACCAUGGCCGUGCCUUUACCGCCAACAUGUCGGUGUCUUUGGGAAUACCAUGCGUCUUCCUCAUCUAUAUGACGCAGCCGUCCGAAGAUUACCGAUUCUUCUGGUAUCUUUCUUUGCUCAUUUUGAUGGGGCUGACCGCAACCUGGUGCCUGACAGGGGUAAAUCUGCCUUUGCUGUCAGAGAUAGUUGACCCGGCAUCACGAAGCGGUAUCAUGGCUUGGGAGAGUGCGAUGGAAGGGGCGAUUGCAGCUGUUGCAGGCAAUGCUGCGGUUGGAUUUCUUGCGCAGACUGUCUUCGGAUACAACUUGGCUGAUGCCAAGCCAUCCGAUACAACGCAAAGUCACCACAAUGCUGAGGCUCUGGGGAAGGCACUGGCCUUCACAUCCGUUGUACCAUGGAGCCUCUGUCUGGCUUGCUACAUCUUCAUGCACUGGGCGUUUCCAUAUGACAAGCGGCUCAUAGAGGAGGAAAAGCGAAGGUACCAAGAGCGCCAUGGAACGGAAACCACAACAGCCAGUGAGUUUGAGCUUGAAGACUUCGACUUGGAUGAGAAGAAUCGCGAGGAUGAGGACCUGGAGUGGUUGGAACCCAUAGGAUGCUGA